Messenger RNA from Penicillium verrucosum, 1029 nucleotides. RefSeq lists its product as uncharacterized. Gene Ontology annotation, molecular function: low-affinity zinc ion transmembrane transporter activity. Gene Ontology annotation, cellular component: plasma membrane. Gene Ontology annotation, biological process: zinc ion import across plasma membrane. The transcript has a single exon. The coding region runs from base 1 to 1029 and encodes 342 amino acids. The record is from RefSeq and is a predicted model, not a curated record. NCBI's taxonomy places the organism in Eukaryota, Fungi, Ascomycota, Eurotiomycetes, Eurotiales, Aspergillaceae.
AUGGCCACCGAACUACUCCUCUCUCUCCUCAAAAGAAAUGGCGUCGAUGCUGCCGAUACCUGUGACACUGGUAACGAGUAUGAUGGUCGAAUGGGCCUCCGCAUUUCAUCUAUCUUUGUCAUCAUGGUCGGUUCGAUGAUAGCCGCCGUCUUUCCUGUUCUAGCAAAACGCUUUGGCGGUGCCGGAAUCCCACCCCAGGCAUAUUUUAUAGCCAAAUACUUUGGCUCUGGUGUCAUCAUUGCGACGGCCUUUAUCCAUCUACUCGCUCCUGCUGAGGAGGCUCUGACGAAUGAGUGUUUGACUGGACCGAUCUCGGAGUAUUGCUGGGUUGAAGGGAUCAUCCUCAUUACCAUUGUUUUUAUGUCCUUUGUGGAAUUGAUGGUCAUGCGUUAUUCGCAUUCCUCUUCGAGUCAUGAGCGUGGCAUCGAGGAUAUGGGCGAGGGUAUGAGUGACAUGCCAGUAAAGGAUGGUUUGGACCAUUCCCGCAAGCAUUGCGAUACCGCGAUGGAAAAAAGCGACUUCACAUCUUCGGAAGAAUAUGCAGCUCAAUUGACCGGCAUCUUCAUUCUGGAAUUCGGCAUUGUUUUUCAUUCGAUUUUCAUUGGGUUGACACUUGCAGUGUCUGGUCCCGAAUUUAUCACACUCUAUAUUGUGUUGGUAUUCCACCAGACGUUCGAGGGAUUAGGACUCGGUGCUCGUCUCGCCACCAUUCCGUGGCCAGAGUCCAAGAGCUCCACGCCUUACAUCUUGGGGAUUGUUUACAGUCUGACCACCCCUGUUGCCAUUGCAGUUGGCUUGGGUGUCCGCAAUGUCUAUCCACCCACUGGUCGGGCGACGCUAAUCGUCAACGGUGUUUUUGACUCUAUAUCCGCUGGUAUACUUAUCUACACUGGCCUCGUUGAAUUGAUUGCACAUGAGUUCAUGUUCAGUUCAUCUUUCCGUCGGGCCCCUAUCCGGGUUGUCUUGUCGGCAUUUGCCCUACUCUGCCUCGGUGCAGGGCUAAUGGCAGUACUCGGAAGAUGGGCUUAG